GACUCUUAACUCUCAUGUUAGCAAUACGAAGUCUAGCGAAUAAGCAGCCACUGGUAGCGCACUUAAGUAGACAGGCUAUUAGACUACAGCACAAUCAACAAAAUAAACGUUUCUUAGAACCAACACCGUUAUCACCAAAGGCUAGACCACCUAAACAGCAUUCUGAUCUCACGAAGAAGGUCGCAUUUGGUAUAGCCAAGUUAUUUGGAUACAAUAGCGACACUAGCACUGCUAUAAGGACCACGUCCGACUAUUAUGAUAUAUGCGCUGAAUGGGAUAAAGAUCAACUGAAUUUCUUGAAGGAAGCACACCUACCACCUACAUUCAACACCUGGUUUCACCUCACAAACCUUCAUAUUUGGAUGCUGACUGUCAGGUUUAGAGCACUCCCAGAACCACUCGGGAGAAUGUAUGUACAAGAGCUCAUCAAUCACUUCUUCAUAGACAUAGAAUCACGUAUUAGAAAUAACUUUAAAAUUACCCAAGAACGUACAAUAAAGAGUUACAUGAUGGCAUAUCUUGAAAUGUGGCGUGGUAGUGGUGUAGCCUACGACGAAGGACUCAUUCGUGGUGACGCCGUCUUAGCCGCUGCAUUCUGGAGAAACAUUUACUCAGGAAGAGGUGUAAAAGAAGAGAUCGACUCCGGUGAUAUGGAAUUAUCACCUUCAGGUAGAAUCGUCAGAGAAGAGGAGGGUAUACAAGGUCAAGCUAUGGAAGUCGGGAUACCAAUCUACAUAAAUAGUUUAGUAGAAUACACGCGUAGUGAAUUGCAUCGUCUAGAAUCACUCGAUGACGAACACAUUCGUCGUGGAAUUGAUAAUAAAACAACAGCAUUUGGUAAACCAAAGUUAGAGUUUUAAAUAAUUUAUAUAUACUGACUAUUUAUACAUGUUUCUUUAUCUAUAU
Messenger RNA from Wallemia mellicola CBS 633.66, 906 nucleotides. RefSeq lists its product as hypothetical. Lineage: Eukaryota; Fungi; Basidiomycota; Wallemiomycetes; Wallemiales; Wallemiaceae. The transcript has a single exon. Gene Ontology annotation, cellular component: mitochondrion. Bases 15 to 860 code for a protein of 281 amino acids. Gene Ontology annotation, biological process: mitochondrial respiratory chain complex III assembly. The record is from RefSeq and is a predicted model, not a curated record.